This is a messenger RNA of Penicilliopsis zonata CBS 506.65, 1339 nucleotides long. RefSeq lists its product as hypothetical. Gene Ontology annotation, cellular component: cytosol. Gene Ontology annotation, molecular function: L-allo-threonine aldolase activity. The transcript has a single exon. Bases 107 to 1069 code for a protein of 320 amino acids. The record is from RefSeq and is a predicted model, not a curated record. Gene Ontology annotation, biological process: glycine biosynthetic process; L-threonine catabolic process. Lineage: Eukaryota; Fungi; Ascomycota; Eurotiomycetes; Eurotiales; Aspergillaceae.
CGGGCGCGGCGUGCACAAGCAGCACUUCGAACAGCACAUCGCCACGCUCCUCGGCAAGACAAAGGGGACAUACUUCAUCACGGGGAUCCAGGCACAACUCGCGGCGAUGAAGAUCUGGUGCGACCGGGCCAACAACCAGCGCGUCGCGUGGCACUGUCGCUCGCAUCCGGAGACGGCGGAGAGCAACGCAUACGCCGAGGUGUUCCAGCUUCAGCGCAGCUUCAUCGGGACGUCUCCCGUCCACGUCCCGACGGUCGCAGAUAUCCAGGUCGUGACACGUCGACCGGCAGACGAACGACCCGCCGUCAUCCUGCUGGAGCUGCCGAACCGCCAUCUCGGAUGCCAGACGUACCCCUACGACGACCUCGUGCAGAUCUCGCGCCUGUGCCGAGCGGCGAACAUCCGGCUGCAUCUUGACGGGGCGCGAUUGUGGGAGAUCCAGCCCUUCUACAACAGACCCUUUGCGGACCUCGCCCGCCUCUUCGACUCCGUCUACGUGAGUCUCUACAAGGGCCUCCGCGGCACGGUCGGCUGUGUCCUCGCCAGCUCCGACGCUGCCUUCAUGGCCGAAGCCGCGCUCUGGCAGCGCAGACUCGGCGGCUGGAUGGUCACCUCCUACCCGGUCCUCAUCGACUGUGAGCGUGCCUUCAACCUCAACAUCGGCACGUUCGAGCGCAAAUGGCGCAAGAUGUGCGCCGUCGCUGCGGCCAUCGUCCAGGCCACCAAAGACUUCACCACCUCCGACGGCCGUCCCAUCGUCUACUUCACCCCGGAGGUGCCCACCUGCUGCCAGGUCCACACGCAUAUCCGGGGAGUCACCCGGGAACGCCUAGCUGCAGCCAGGGACGAGGUCGAGAGGGAUCUGGGUCUCAGUGUGUUUCCGUGGACGCUGCCCUCGCCAUUCAUGCAUGAGCUGGAUCCAGACUGGGUCUUGGUAAACGGGGAUCCUCUGGCCGUUCAAGGGAUGGAUCAAUAUUUCGAGUGGUCGAUCACGGACAAGAAUGUCGACAUUCCAGAUGCCGUUUUUGCGCAGGGUUGGAGGGCUAUUGUCACUGUUCUUUUUGCAUAAUACUGAAUGCUUCACAAUAUAAUAUUUUCACCAUUUCAUUACUCUUCCUUGAAUAUUCUUGCUCUAAGCAACUAUCUGCAUCUAAGGACACCCUUUCCCCUCCUAACCCACACAUUCAUCUAAAACCAUAGCCACUAGGUAAAUACUUUUUAUAGUCUUCUUUUCUCUCAAAGGAAGCCCUAUAUAGUCUUCCUAGAGGGUAAGAUGCUAGGCGGAAUUAUUAUCAUGUAUAGAAUGUCAAUAAAAGGGCUCUAAUAUAGGGCUAUAGGU